Messenger RNA from Cynocephalus volans (Philippine flying lemur), 2801 nucleotides. RefSeq names its product squalene epoxidase (gene SQLE). Gene Ontology annotation, cellular component: membrane; endoplasmic reticulum. Bases 838 to 2562 code for a protein of 574 amino acids. The transcript is spliced from 11 exons. Gene Ontology annotation, biological process: sterol biosynthetic process; cholesterol metabolic process. Lineage: Eukaryota; Metazoa; Chordata; Mammalia; Dermoptera; Cynocephalidae. Gene Ontology annotation, molecular function: FAD binding; squalene monooxygenase activity. The record is from RefSeq and is a predicted model, not a curated record.
GAUACUGCCCGAGCGCCGCGCUGGGGAGGGCCGCCGCCGCCCGCCAGGGAUGCUGGGGAGGAGGCCGUCGGGAGCCGCCGCCGCCGCCGCCUGAGGGAGGCCCUCCAGAGACCGCCAUUCACCCGGGAAGCGAAGUCGCGGAUUGGCAGGUUCGGGGCUGGUGAAUCGGGGCUACCGAGGAGGAGUCUCGAGGCCGUGGCUGCGCUGCCCGGCCCUGGGCCGCGCUCUCGACUCCGAGACCAUCUUCGGUGGGAGAAGGCGGCCCGGGCUGCCCGGUGUCGCCGUCCCGGGGAAUAGGAGGACUUUCUUGCGCUGCCGGCUGUAGGCGGCGGCCCCUGUCGCAAGAGGCGAGGCCCCCUUUUUCCCCCAGCGCCGAGGGAGUCCUCUCUCCCGCCCCCAUCCCCUUCUGAAAGGGCACCUGCUGCUCGUGAGAGGAGAGAUUGUACAGCACGACGAGCCGACGCCAGGAUACGCGACAUCACCCGCACCGCCCGCAGGAAAUCCCAUCAGGGAAAAAGAAAAAAGGAAUUUAUGGAUGGCCUGAAAGAGGAGGAAAGUGUCUAACAGGGAGCUUUUGGAGCAGACGUUUUAAAAAUACUGCUUUCUACGUUCUGUACAAUGUUACCCCCUCAGAGACUUUUAUACUAACUUAGUAUGAUUUUUGGAAUCGGUCGGAUCUGACUUGCAGUCCUGUGCCAGUGUUUGCUGGAGUUUGGCCGGUUUCCUGUUCUCCUUUUGGUACCACGUUCCGGGGAGAACUUCUGAUCAUCAAAACCCUACAGAAGGAAAGAAAGGAAUUUCAACCUUGACCGGUGCCACCAAAGAAGCCUUUGAGCCAUGUGGACUUUUCUUGGCAUUGCCACUUUCACCUAUUUUUAUAAGAAAUGCGGGGACUUCAUGACUUUGGCCAACAAGGAGGUCCUGUUGUGCGUGCUGGUGUUCCUGUCGCUGGGCCUGGUGCUGUCCUACCGCUGUCGCUACCGAAACGGGGGCCUCGUUGGGCGCCCCCAAAGCGGCUCCCAAUUUGGGAUCUUCUCGGAUAUUCUCUCAGCUUUGCCUUUCAUUGGCUUCUUAUGGGCCAAGUCCCCCCCAGGAUCAGAAAAUAAAGAGCAGCUCGAGUCCAGGAGGCACAGAAAAGGAACCAAUAUUUCAGAAACAACCUUAAUAGGAGCAGCUGCCUCUACAUCAAUAUCUUCUCAAAAUGAUCCAGAAGUUAUCAUCGUGGGAUCUGGUAUACUUGGCUCUGCUUUGGCAGCAGUGCUUUCCAGAGAUGGAAGAAAGGUGACGGUAAUUGAGAGAGAUUUAAAAGAGCCUGACAGAAUAGUUGGAGAAUAUCUGCAGCCAGGUGGUUGUCGUGUUCUUGGAGACCUUGGUCUUGGAGAUACAGUGGAAGGUCUUGAUGCCCAGGUUGUAAAUGGCUACAUAAUCCAUGAUCAAGAAAGCAAAUCAGAGGUUCAAAUUCCUUACCCUUUGUCAGAAAACAACCAAAUACAGAGUGGAAGAGCUUUUCAUCAUGGAAGAUUCAUCAUGAGUCUCCGAAAAGCAGCUAUGGCAGAGCCCAAUACAAAGUUUAUUGAAGGUGUUGUGCUACAGUUACUAGAGGAAGAUGAUGCUGUGAUGGGAGUUCAGUACAGGGAUAAAGAAACUGGAGAUAUAAAGGAACUCCAUGCUCCGUUGACUGUUGUUGCAGAUGGGCUUUUCUCCAAGUUCAGGAAAAACCUGGUCUCCAGUAAAGUUUCUGUUUCAUCUCAUUUUGUUGGCUUUCUUAUGAAGAAUGCACCACAGUUUAAAGCAAAUCAUGCUGAGCUUAUUUUAGUUAAUCCAAGUCCAGUUCUCAUCUACCAGAUUUCAUCCAGUGAAACUCGAGUACUUGUUGAUGUUCGAGGAGAAAUGCCAAGGAAUUUGAGAGAAUACAUGGUUGAAAAAAUUUAUCCACAAAUACCUGAUCACUUGAAAGAACCAUUCCUCGAAGCCAUUCAGAAUUCUCGUUUGAGGUCCAUGCCAGCAAGCUUCCUUCCCCCUUCACCAGUAAACAAACGAGGUGUUCUUCUUUUGGGAGAUGCAUAUAAUAUAAGGCAUCCUCUCACCGGUGGGGGAAUGACUGUUGCUUUUAAUGAUGUAAAACUAUGGAGAAAACUGCUGAAGGGUAUCCCUGACCUUUAUGAUGAUGCAGCUGUUUUCCAGGCCAAAAAAUCAUUCUAUUGGAUGAGAAAAAGGUCUCAUUCCUUUGUUGUGAAUGUCCUUGCUCAGGCUCUUUAUGAAUUAUUUUCUGCCACAGAUGAUAAUCUGCAUCAACUAAGAAAAGCGUGUUUUUUUUAUUUCAAACUUGGUGGAGAAUGUGUUGCUGGGCCUGUUGGGCUGCUUUCUGUAUUGUCUCCUAACCCUCUAGUUUUAAUUGGACACUUCUUUGCUGUUGCAGUCUAUGCCAUGUAUUUUUGCUUUAAAUCGGAACCUUGGAUUACAAAACCCCGAGCCCUUUUCAGUGGUGGUGCUGUACUGUACAAAGCAUGUUCUGUAAUAUUUCCUCUAAUUUACUCAGAAAUGAAAUAUAUGGUUCAUUAAACUUAAAGGGGAACCAUUUGUGAAUGAAUGUUUGGAACUCAUGAAGUCCUAAGAGAUAUAUUUUGGAAGAGGAUGAAUAUAGCAUAGUGCUAUACCACUUCUGAAGUGGAAACUCUUGGACCAAGAUUGGGAUUAAUUUGUUUUCAAAGUUUUUUUUGUAUAUAAACAUGUAUAUAUAUACUUUAAUUUGCAAUCUAAAGUGAAAGGUAAAUUAAAUAUGAAAUUUAAAAGAAAUGAUU